AUGCUAGAAAUUGCCCAAAGAGAGAGGGUUGCGGAAGCCGAAGCUGGAAUGAGGAAGAAUGACAGUCACAUUGGCACAUCAGGAUUAGUCAAUCAGGAUGAGAGUUUCACUCAUGCCAAAAAGAGCUUUGUUCAUAUACUGAUAGGGAACAAAGGAGAUGGAGAUCAUGUGGAGCCUUAUGAUGCAUCCGCUCAACAUGUGUCUGAGGUGGGAGGAGAUGAUCCAUACGACGCUUUUUGCAUACCAGACCCACUAAAACCUAAGGUUCUUCCGGAUCCCGCUGCAGAAAGGUUUCACACCUUAGAGAAGAAAAUUAAAGUUAUAGAGGGGAACAAUAUCUUCGGUUCCAUUGCCAUGAAUAUGUUAUUGGUUUCAAAUUUGGUCAUCUCGGCUAAGUUUAAAACUCCUGAUUUCAAGAAAUACAAAGGCCAACCUUGUCCAAGAAGUCAUUUGGUAAUGUAUUUCAGGAAAAUGGAUUCCCAUACUGAGAACGACAAGCUGCUCAUACACCGUUUUCAAGACAGUUUAAGUGGGGCAUCAUUAAGGUGGUACAUGAGUUUAGAGAAAGGGAGAAUUCAGAGUUGGGAGGACUUGGCAGAUGCUUUCCUUCAUCAAUACAAAUAUAAUUUGGACAUGGCACCCGAUCGUAUGCAGCUACAAGGGAUGGUCAUGAACGAGAAAGAAUCGUUCAAAGAAUACACCCAACGGUGGAGAGAGUUGGCUGCUCAAGUCGAACCCCCACUGUCUGAAAAGGAAAUGACUGGAAUAUCCGUGGACACGCUGAAGGACCCUUUCUUUGAUAGGUUGGUGAGCAGCGCAGCGUCAGACUUUGCACACCUAGUAACAAUUGGAGACCGAAUUAAGAAAAGCUUGAGGGACGGAAAAAUUCAAGGAGCUGUUGCGACCCCUAAUGCACCGAAAAAGUAUUCUGGAGGUUUCCAGAAGAAAAAAGAAGGUGAUAUAAAUUCUAUAUCAAGGGGUUAUAAGGGUAAGCAACAAAUCUCAUAUGACCAAGUCGCCGAUGUGCAACAACCUCCACAACAGCGACAACAACAAAAUGCCAUUCCGCAACGACAGUUCAAACCAAGGCCACCACGAAGGCAGCUUGACCCUCUACCUGUUCCUUAUAGCCAUAUAUUUUUGUACCUACAGAAAGAAGGACUGUUGACCUUGAGAGAGUUGAAGCCAUCCACCUUCCCAUAUCCUCCCGGGUAUGAUGCUAAUGCCCACUGUGAGUUUAAUAUGGGUGCCCCUGGCCAUACUCUGGAGAAUUGUUUCGCGUUCCAGAAUCGUGUGCAAGAUCUAAUUGAAACUAAGGUCAUCACCUUUACUCCAAGACGCCCGAACGUAAGCACCAAUGCCAUGCCAACACAUGAAGGUGCAUCAGUCAGUGCCAUUGAAGAAGUCAAUAAAGGAGAUCUAAUCAAGAAAGUUGAAGAAAUUCAAACUCCUAUUGUCGUGAUAGGUGCACAAUUGUUGAAGAGUGGUCUAAUCCCAAUAGACCUAGUUGAUGAAGAAAAUGUUGAAGAGUUGAAGAGUUUUAUCCAGCAAAUGCUGGAUCAAGGAGAAAUGCAGAUCGAGCGCCACAAUGAAGACAUGAAAGAAAAAUAA
This is a messenger RNA of Lathyrus oleraceus (garden pea), 1611 nucleotides long. RefSeq lists its product as uncharacterized. The record is from RefSeq and is a predicted model, not a curated record. The transcript is spliced from 2 exons. The coding region runs from base 1 to 1611 and encodes 536 amino acids. NCBI's taxonomy places the organism in Eukaryota, Viridiplantae, Streptophyta, Magnoliopsida, Fabales, Fabaceae.